AUGUGUGUCUACGAAACAGGGAAAGCUGGACAGAUGUUGGAAGUGUACUACCAGGUACUGGACGGACAACAUGGAGAUUUGGAUAUUAAUUUCAAAGUUAUUGACCCUAAGAACGCUACUCUACUGACGGAUUAUAAAAGUUCCGAAAAUUCUAUUAUCAUGGACUUGGAAAUGGACGGAGAUUACGCAUUCUGUAUGGACAACACAUAUAGUAUGAUGAAUUCUAAACUUGUGUUCUUGUAUGUGCUAGUAGAAGAUAAAAAUGGAGUGACUCGAAAUGACAUAGAAGCCAAAACGGCGGGGAGUGACAGCGGAGAUGAACAGAAUGACACUGAAGGCGACGGAGCCGAACCAAAAGAAGUAUUAGAAUGGGAGGGAACAGAUGAAAACGGUGAGAGUUACUACUUGGAAGUGGGUAAAAUCGCAGAUUCCUUGUCGGUCACGUUAGCGCACGUGGUCAAGUCCCGACAUCUGCUUAGCAUAUAUGCUGCGACCAAGUCGCGCGACAGUUACUUGGCUUUCGAAGACACAUUCAUUGUCGACGUUUGGUCGGGCAUUCAAAUAAGUUUGAUGUUUGUUGUGGGAAUGUUACAAGUUUACAUGAUCAAGAAACUGUUCAGUCGAGACCAUCUUGGAUACAAAGACAUUUAUUGA
Molecule: messenger RNA, 654 nt
Organism: Spodoptera littoralis (African cotton leafworm)
Lineage: Eukaryota; Metazoa; Arthropoda; Insecta; Lepidoptera; Noctuidae
Source: the annotation of a GenBank genome assembly